ACUCCUAGUACUUGUAGAAAGGCAAGCAUAGAGACUUCCUGUCCUACAAAUGGCGAAACGAAUAGGAAGCGAUGAAGGGUUCACGGAGAUAUUCAAUAGGGAGGUGGGCUUCUCUCAUCCGAGGUCAAUAUCUCGUCGAAUCUCCGCCUCUGAGGGGAUAGUGAAGAAACUCGAUCUAUACGGGAAGUUAAAUGGGCAUGAAGGAUGCGUCAAUGCUGUGGAGUUCAGUUCCACUGGAGAUAUUCUUGUUUCGGGCUCUGAUGAUCGACAAAUCAUGCUCUGGAACUUGUUGAAUGGAACCAGGACAUUGACUUAUCCUUCCGGCCACUGUGAAAAUGUGUUUCAGACUAAGUUCAUACCCUUCACAGAUGACCGGACCAUCAUAACAUCUGGUGCCGACGGACAAGUAAGACUUGGUCAGAUCCUGGAAAAUGGUAAAGUGGAGACGAAAAGACUCGGGAGGCACCAUGGUCGCGUGUACAAGCUUGCUGUUUUGCCUGGAGAUCCUAACGUAUUCUACAGCUGCGGCGAAGAUGGUUUUGUUCAACAUUUUGAUAUACGAAGCAGCAGUCCCACUACGGUUUUGUAUUCCUCUCCGUUCACACACGGAUGCAGGAGACAUCACUCCAGCAGUAGAAUCAGACUUAAUUCUAUAGCCAUAGAUCCCAGGAACCCACAUUAUCUUGCGGUUGGGGGUUCCGACGAAUACGCACGAGUUUACGACACCAGAAGAGUACAGUUAGCUCCCGUAUGUCGCCACAUCGUACCAGACGCGCCUGUCAACACCUUUUGUCCUCGUCAUCUCCGAGAAACCAACAGCGUUCACGUCACGGGAUUGGCAUAUUCCAAAGCCAGCGAACUACUGGUCUCUUACAACGACGAGCUCAUUUAUCUGUUUGAGAAAAACAUGGGUUUCGGUUCGUCCCCCGUUGGUAUCUCUGCUGAGAAACUACAGGAAAUGGAAGAACCACAGGUGUAUACAGGUCACCGCAACGCGCAAACGGUUAAAGGAGUGAACUUUAUGGGUCCAAAUGAUGAAUACGUGAUGAGUGGUUCAGACUGUGGUCACAUUUUUAUAUGGAAGAAGAAAGGAGGUAAGCUUGUUCGGGCGAUGUUGGGUGAUAGGCGAGUGGUGAAUCAGCUCGAGUCUCACCCGCACAUAACGUUUAUUGCGUCCUGCGGGAUUGAAAGAAGCGUUAAGCUCUGGACGCCAGUGUCAAACGAUGUUAUGUCUCUCCCAGAAAACAUCGAAAAGGUAACGGAAUCGAACAGGGUAGGAAGAGAAGAGCAGUCGAGGGUGACAUUGACCCCUGAAGUAAUCAUGCAUGUUCUGCGGCUACAGAGACGUCAGACAUCGGCUUUUACAGAGAGGAGAUACGUUUUGACUGACGUGGACGGUGAUGAAGAAAAUGAAGCUCAGUUUAUUUCAGGGUUAGUAGCUGGCGAUGAUGACUCUUCAGAAAGAGAGUGUAAUGUCAGCUAAAGUCCUAAACUAGUGUGUGAUAUAUAUACAUAGUAAGAGUACAAGUGUUCUCUUUCAUGUGUUUGAAAUUUACUUGUGGGAGUAUUUUGCUUGUGUGUUUGUAACUCUUAAACAAUGAAAAUAAGAAAGAGUGAUCUUGCAAA
Messenger RNA from Brassica oleracea var. oleracea, 1626 nucleotides. Its product is annotated as DDB1- and CUL4-associated factor 8. Lineage: Eukaryota; Viridiplantae; Streptophyta; Magnoliopsida; Brassicales; Brassicaceae. The record is from RefSeq and is a predicted model, not a curated record. Bases 50 to 1483 code for a protein of 477 amino acids. Gene Ontology annotation, molecular function: protein binding. Gene Ontology annotation, cellular component: cytoplasm; Cul4-RING E3 ubiquitin ligase complex. The transcript has 5 exons.